This is a messenger RNA of Colletotrichum truncatum, 900 nucleotides long. Its product is annotated as GPR/FUN34 family protein (GPR1/FUN34/yaaH family protein). Gene Ontology annotation, molecular function: acetate transmembrane transporter activity. Gene Ontology annotation, cellular component: plasma membrane. The record is from RefSeq and is a predicted model, not a curated record. Lineage: Eukaryota; Fungi; Ascomycota; Sordariomycetes; Glomerellales; Glomerellaceae.
AUGGCUACUCAGGAGACUUACAACAACAAUGCCAUCCCUCCAUCCGAGUUGGAAAAGGAUGUGCAAACCACUGGUGCCGACCACCCCAACGGCAUCAAUGGUGCCCAAGUAGGCCACAACGCUCAAGCAAGACACGCCGGGCCGUUCACCCGCGUUGCCGACUACCGGAACAUGACUGAAGGAGAUGCGCAGGCAUUCGGCGGUUCUCUCCAGCCUGGUCUGUGGAAGCCCUAUGAGCACAGAAAGUUCGCCAACCCUGCCCCCCUGGGCCUGUCCGCCUUCGCCCUCACGACCUUUGUGCUUUCUUGCGUCAACCUGCACGCUCGCGGCGUCACCAAGCCCAACAUUGCCGUUCCCCUCGCCUUUGGCUACGGUGGUCUCGUCCAGCUUCUGGCUGGUAUGUGGGAGAUGGCCGUUGGCAACACCUUUGGUGCCACGGCUCUGUCGUCGUACGGAGGUUUCUGGAUCGCCUACGGCAUCCUGUUGACCCCCAACUGGAACAUCAUCGGAGAGGACGGCCCCUACGCCGCCAACUAUGCCGACCACUACUCCGCCGUCGGUUUCUUCCUGACGGGCUGGUUCAUCUUCACGACGCUGCUGCUCCUCUGCACCAUGCGCUCGACCGUCGUCUUCUUCUCCCUCUUCUUCACCCUCGACCUGGCCUUCCUCUUCCUCGCUUGCGAGAACUAUGCCGCCAACAACGGCGCCCUCACCGCGAUGCGCAACCUCCAGAUCUGCGGUGGUACCUUUGGUAUGCUAGCUGCUUUCCUGGCAUGGUACUGCGCUUUGGCCGGUAUCCAGGAUGAUAGCAACUCUUUCUUCCAGGUUCCCGUCUUCCACCUUCCGUGGUCCGACAAGGGCCGUGAGCUCCGCAAGGCUAAGAGCCGCGCUUCUGUCUAA